UUCAGGGCGUUGGCAAUAAUUAGGCCGACAUGCCUGAAGUUGUGUGCUGGGUUCCACAGUAAAAAUGUGUCUGAGCCCUCCCGCCUUCCCUAAAAUUUGCAUUCAGAGCAGCAGAGCUCCUCCCUCAUGUUUCAGGUUAUCCUUCACAAGCAAGUCACUCCUCCAACCGGACUUUCCUACCGAGUCUUCCCAGCUGAGGAGGAAAUCAGUCGGUGGCGAAUCACCAGUUUGCAGACAGAGAACUCCACGGAGGAGCUCUUUAGAAUCCUGCGUGUUUUUUUUUUUUCCUAACUUCGUGGACUCUCCCAAACUUUUUUUGCUGCAGCUUCGGUUGUUUUCCUGUCCGUCUGAGCUGCCCUGCUCCAACGUUUUGAGUCAACAUGUCUCACCAGUCGACCCAGAAGUUUCAAACGUACAAAACGAUGACAUCCGAGCCGGUUGUCCAGUCGACCCAGAAGUUUCACACUUACAAAACGCUGACUUCCGAGCCGGUUGUCCACAAGACGCAGAAGAUUCAAACGUACAAAACGAUGACAUCUGAGCCGGUGACCACGCAGGUGUUCUCGACCAGGUCGGUUUCACCGGCGUCUCCGCUCCCACAGGUCUCCCCGGUGUCUCCGGUUUCACCGAUACAGUUGUCUUCGGUCUCUAAUGUGACUACGCUGCCGGUGACCGCGAUGAACGGCUCCUACGGGACAAUGAGGUACCUGGUUCCGGUGCAGCAGGCCAUGCCCCAGCAGAACUACAUGUUCAUGCAGCAGCCCAUGAUGCAGCAGGCCGUGGUGCAGCCCAUGAUGCAGCCGAUGGUGCAGCCGAUGGUGCAGCCGAUGUACCUGCAGACUCUGCCCCGUGUGAACAACAGCAGCAGCCAUGGGACUGAAAUUAUCUACCAGCAACAGCAACAACAGCAACAGAAUUUUAUUACUGAGACUGACGCUCAAAGCAGCCAUUCAGUGUUCAGCCAGCCGUCCAGUCCCAACAAGAGCGAGGCAAGCCUGCUGGAGGUGGAGCAAGAGGACGACGUGAAAGUCGAAUUGGAAGCGAGCGAGGACGGGGAGGAAGAUGAGUACCAGCCUGGUUCUGCAGUGGUUGAAGAAGUGGAGAUUGUCAACAUCAUUCAGCAGAAAGCUCCAUCGGUGAAGCAGAAAUUCUCCAUGUCAGAGCAGAGGGAGACGCUGGAGCCAACGAAACUGGACACGCGUUACUUUGGCGAACUGCUGGCAGAUGUCUACAGGAAGAACUGCGAUAUCCACUCCUACAUCUUCGAUAACGUGUCCAAGAUCCGCGGACAGAAACACACUCUGAAUUUCUCCAGCGACCUAAAGGGUGAGACACAGGAGGUGGAGUCUCUGAUUCCCAAAGGAGCCAACGAACUGACCAAGCAGCAGAUGCGCUACCUGCUGGAGACUCGUUUCACUGCAGAGAAGAGCAUGCGUCUGCUGCUCUCCACCUUCAGCAGCCUGAGAGAGGAGCUGAUGCAGAUGUCUGAGGACAUGCGGCGUCUGGAAAGUGAGAAGGAGUCUUUGGAAAGAGAUCUGGCUUUCAAAGCAGACCAGGCUCUGCAGUAUGAGUCCCUCAUAGAGAACGUCAGAGAGAGCAACAACAAGCUGCAGCUGUCCCUGAAGGAAGCCCAAGCGUCCCAGCGUUCCCUGGAGAGUCAGCUCUCCGCUUGCCGAAGCAGCGACUCGGUCGGCAGCUUCAAGAUCAGAGAGCUGGAGGGAAGAAUGAGAGGACUGGAGAAGGAGAAUGAGAUGCUCAAACAGAAGCUGGUCGGACAAUCCAGCAACGGCAACCUGCACCUCAAAACGGAGGCGCUGACUCAGCACUACAGGCAGGAGCUGGAGACCCUGAAGACAGAAAGAGACAGAGAGAUAGAGAAACUGAGGUCUCAGAUAUCGAAGUUGCAGAUGCAGAUAACCACAACCAACACCACUACCACCAAGUCCUCAUCCGCAGAGAGCUCUCUCCAGCUGAAGAUUUCAGAGCUGCUGUCCAAGUUGGAGCAGCGGGAGAUCACCAUCAAGCAAAAGGAGGAGGAGAUCAGAAGACUGUUGAUGGAGAGGAACGACAGCUCCAAGAACGUCACCAAGACAAUUAUCACCAAGAGGUACAGGAACCAGUACCCGAUCCUUGGUCUGCUUAGCGACGACUACCAGGCCACUUCACCUGUUAAAGAGGCCAAAACCAUCGUCAUCGAGAGAACCGGAGAGAUGAUCAAACAGGAAAUCAUUACUACUCCUUAAAGACACACUGCUUCUCUCCGACAGGAAUGAUUGAACGUGGAGAAGACCCUGACGUCGCCCCCUCUCCCCCAUGUGCAUGCUCCUCCCCCUCCCCCCAGGCCUCCCAGGAUUGGUGGUGGUUGAAACCCCUCCCUUUCUUCCCCCUGCACAGAAAUCUGGUUCUUUGAUUCAGUCAAAUCAAGUUUGGUUGGGAUUAAAAUCUAGUUGGGCUUUCUUUGGCUUCUAAUAUGUUUUAUUUUCAACUUUUACCCAUGUAAAAGUUGCAUAAUGCCACUGCAAAUAUUCAUUGACCCAUAUUUGGUAAAAAACAAAAAACAAACAAAAAAAAAAAACAUGAUGGCUGGGAACUGGGUGACACUUGGUUUGGAAUCUCCAAUCAGAAAGAAAUAAAAAGUAAGACAAAUUUAACUCUGCAAGCAGUUUUUAUGUCAGGACUUAUUUUUUUUAAAUUUUAGUACCAGAUAAAUAAGAGUUGCAACAAUCAAUGCGUAAUGAGAAUUAUUCCAUUUUUGGGUUGUUUGGUCAGUUGCCUCAUGAAGAAUAAUAAUAACGAAAAUCUGAUUUUAUAAUUUUAGCUCGCAUAAUGUCUUUGAUGUGGUGGUUUUACUGAAUGAAGAAGAAAGUGUUAAAUUUAGAAAGUGUUUAAAGAAAGUGAGAGAAGGUGAAUGAAAGAAUUUUGCAUUCAUAAAUACAUUUGUUGGUUGAUGCUUAGUAGGUUGCAGGGUUUAUUUUUGCAAUUUCUAAGCCACCAUAUUUAAGUCCAACUCUAAUUUUUUUUUGACAAGAAUAAUUUGCAGAAAGGAACUGGUUCAGUACUAGACGGUGCCUUUAGGGUGUACAGAGAGGAGCCUUCUCACACCCAGAAAUAAUCAUCUGAAAGGAAUAAACGUUACUUCAAUCAUUUAAUAAAGAAGUAUUUAAUUUAAUUUUCAUAAAAAAAAAAAAUAAAUAAAAAAAAAAAACGGUUAGACUCCUAUUGCACAUUUUGAAGGCGGUGAACAAAAAUAUCCACAGCUCUGAAUCUUCUGGUUUUAAGUUUAGGAACUGAAGACACUAAUGUUACUUUGGAUCUAGAGAUUCUGUUGCUGUGUAAUUGAAAUUCUUACAGUCUGUAUGCUGCAUAAAUUUAAACAACACUCCAGGAGGGUGUCUUGGGGUAAAGAUAACAAUAAAACUAUGUGGACUGAUUGACAAAUUCAUCCAUCUGGUGAAAAGGAGAAGGAUUUUCUUUAAGUGAAUGUCAGUGCUGAGAAAAAAAAAACAACAAAAAAAAACAUUAUUACUGUUUCUGUAGCAGAAUCAACUGUUGAGUUCAGGCAC
This is a messenger RNA of Poecilia latipinna (sailfin molly), 3563 nucleotides long. RefSeq names its product POF1B actin binding protein (gene pof1b). The transcript is spliced from 14 exons. The record is from RefSeq and is a predicted model, not a curated record. Gene Ontology annotation, biological process: bicellular tight junction assembly; actin filament organization; epithelial cell morphogenesis. Gene Ontology annotation, cellular component: actin filament; bicellular tight junction; adherens junction. The coding region runs from base 381 to 2243 and encodes 620 amino acids. Gene Ontology annotation, molecular function: actin filament binding. NCBI's taxonomy places the organism in Eukaryota, Metazoa, Chordata, Actinopteri, Cyprinodontiformes, Poeciliidae.